Molecule: messenger RNA, 720 nt
Organism: Arxiozyma heterogenica
Lineage: Eukaryota; Fungi; Ascomycota; Saccharomycetes; Saccharomycetales; Saccharomycetaceae
Gene: MRT4
Product: ribosome assembly factor MRT4
Exons: 1
Coding region: 1-720 (239 amino acids)
Biological process (GO): ribosomal large subunit biogenesis; nuclear-transcribed mRNA catabolic process; rRNA processing
Cellular component (GO): nucleolus; preribosome, large subunit precursor
Molecular function (GO): RNA binding
Source: RefSeq, a predicted model, not a curated record
AUGCCAAGGUCCAAACGUUCUAAAUUAGUCACACUAUCUAAAACUGAAGCUAAGACCCGUGAAUCUAAGGAAAAAAUAUUCGAUUCAGUAAGAGAAGCCUUAGACACUUUCCAGUACGUCUGGGUGUUACAGCUGGAUGACGUAAGGACUCCAGUCUUGCAAGAGAUCAGGUCUCAAUGGGUAGGAUCCCGUUUGAUUAUGGGGAAGCGUAAAGUGUUAAUAAAAGCUCUCGGUGAGACUCGCGAAAAUGAAUACAAGGAAAACUUAUACAAGCUAUCAAACCAUAUCAACGGUGUGGUGGGUCUGCUUUUCACCAAUGAGGAUGUCGCUACCGUUAAGGACUAUUUUACUGCAUACGAAAAGAAUGACUAUUCCAGGGCUGGUAGUUUGUCUCCUAUAGACUUUGUUAUACCCCAGGGAAUCGUGUAUUCUCGAGGCGGACAGAUUCCAAUCGAAGACGAUGUCCCCAUGGUCCAUUCUUUGGAACCCACUUUAAGAAACAAGUUCGAGAUCCCGACUAAGAUCGUGAAGGGUAAGAUUUUCCUUGAUCAACCAUAUAAAGUUUGCUCAAAGGGUCAGAAAUUGGAUGUUAGACAAAGUUUGAUAUUGAAGCAAUUCGGUGUGGCCGAAUCUAAAUUUAGAAUUAAAAUUCAAUGGUAUUACGAUAUCGCAAAUGCUGGGAUAAAAGAGGUUGAUGUUAAUCUUAAUCUUUCCAAUUAG